UCAUGCAACUUUUAGAGAGAAAAGCCGCAAUCGUCACAACAAAAGUUGAGGAUGACUCCUAAUAGUAAUAGUUUUGCAAGAAAGGGUCCGUUACGUCUGUGAAACUUCCAGAGGCAGAAGGUAUUCUAGGAUUGUUUUAAAGGUUGUUGACAAGAACAGAAAUGGCAGAGUUUGGCAGCAUGAACACGACUACAAAUACGCCGUCUGCAACUGGAAGUGGUGGACAUGACUUGGAUGCUGCGUACAAGAUUGCUGGAAUAGUUGGAGGCAUUGGCGCCUUUCUGGUGGCUCUGUUGGCACUUUGUUUUGGAAUAUAUCAGUACAUUGAGAAACGCCGCAGUCAACAUGAAGAAAACGGUCAACACUCAUCACGUGGGGAAAACAUAGAACUGAUCCAGACAGGUAUCAGUGACUCCGUUCUACACAAGAUCUCUGAGAUGCUUGGCUCCGAUUCGCGGAAGCUUGCUACACAUCUGGGUGUAAGCGCUGCAAAGAUCUCCCACAAGAAAAAAACAGAUCUUCAAGAUGCUGGACAAAUGGAGGCGCCAACAAUCCACUGGCACGGAUCAGAGUAAAGUGUUAUGCACAGCUCUGAUUGAGAUCGGUAGAAUGGACAUUAUCGAAGGAUUGAUAGAAAUCACCGGACUCCAGGGGCCGUAUACCUUUACGUAUUUGCAGCAGCAAAUUAUCGAUAGCUACAAGGAAACUGCAACGACCAUUCCUGCACACCCUACGCUGCAGUCACGUAAUGUGGGUAUUAAUGAAUUCUUUAUUCCUCUGAAUCUCAGAAAGAACAUUCCAGGCAAAACAAAAUCAGAGAGGUUUGUGACUUUGAUAGAAGGAGAAAGAUUGUUAGAUAUCACAGAAACUUUUAGGCUGAAUUCCUUGGACGAUUUGUUCAAUCCAGAAGUAGUUAAGGAAAUCAAGAUUCUUCUUUCCGGCGGGGCUGGGACGGGUAAAUCAACCCUGUUAGUAAAAGUUGCAAACUCCUGCAUCACACUUGGUUCAAAAUCCCUUCUUAGUAGAUUCGAUCUUGUGCUUUGGAUAAAGCUUAGGCAAAUGCAGCAGUCUAGCUGUGUGUUGGAUGCCAUAUUUGACCAGAUUCUUGCUCAAGACACCAAACUGACAAAACACAUAGUGAAAGGGUUCAUUGAUAAUCAUGAAUCAGGCAUUGCUUUGCUGUUAGAUGGAUUAGAUGAAAUUCCGUCUCAUGUUUUGGAAUCUGAGGAGGGCGUGUACAGGGUUCAGGAUAUCUUACACAACAGAGUCCUUACAAAAAGUUUUGUCUUGGUCACUACACGACCACACAUGAAACAGUACAUACUUAGGGGUCACCCGAAGUACGCCGAGGUUGAGACAUUUGGUUUCACCCCGCAAGACAGAGAUCAGUACAUUAGAUUAAACCUUCCUGAUGACUUGGGCGCUACAUUGAUUUCAUAUCUGGAAGCCAGUACAAAUCUGUCGGAGAUAUCAACAGUUCCAAUCAUUUCCCAGAUGCUGUGCCUUGUUUGGAAGAAUCAAAAGUCAUUGCCUGAGAGAAUUACGGAGCUGUUUGCGAAGUUUGCGGAGGUUCUUUUCAUCCGCCGCAGUGAAGAUAUGGGUGAUCAGCACAUGAUGACCAUCAUGAUGCUCAUCAUUGAUGGCUUGGGGCGUGUUGCAUUGCAAGGGUUACUAGACUCAAGAGGGGAAAGACUCAUGUUUGAUGAAACUGAAUUUCAGAAUUGUCAGUCUUGCUUAACUGAGGGUUGUCGUGUGGGUUUUGUUCAACGUGAAACAUUCACGAUUGGUCUGGAUGUGAAGGUGUUGGUCACUUUCCUUCACAAGUCCAUUCAAGAAUACUUCGCAGCAUGUCAUCUGGUGAAACUACUACUAGAUGAUGCAAAGAUUUUCCAACAUCAGUUGGAGCGGAUUGGAGAACACAAUGUUCUUGCGAUGGAAUACCUGCUGAGAUUUUGUUGUGGUAAAUCAGUGCAGGCUGCUGGUCUCAUUCUGGAUCACAUACGAGAGAUGCAAGGUGACAAGAGCAAACCACAGAGACUGGCUCAGUUGUUCUUGUUUGAGUCUGGUUCUGCAGAGUUGGCUACCAAACUUGUCAGACCAACUUGGGUGAAGUGCAAGAGUAACGAAGACCUGAAAUCACUGAGCUACUACUUACAGCAUGUCACUCCGCCACUGGAAGGUACAGAUUUUUACAUGACUGUAAGAAAGCAGGAGCUUGCCCUUUUAAGGGGAAUUUUUCUGAGUGACAGCAUGGAGUCAGCUAAGCUGGUAAAUGUUAACUACCACUUGUCUGAGCAGGAGGAGGAGGAGCUUAGUCUCCUUCAGGAAACACUUGGUGUGGUGGAUGAACAGCACAGUGCUCGAUUACACAUUAUAGUUUUCAUUGGGCUGAAGUCAUGGUUUGACGUGGGGCGUGUAUCACACAGCUUUUUCCAAAUACAGAAACAAAUAGGUUGGCUUGGUUUGGCUAUGCCCGCACGAUCACCGGAGGAUGUCAAUCUAUUGAAGGCACUGCAAGGAUGCAGGUUGAGUUAUCUCUCACUGUAUUACACCAACUUGCAUGCACGGGUGAGAGAUGUCAUGAGCCACAUCUCGUCAUCCCUUAUAAUCUUUUUCCUCAAGGGAUGCAGGUUGGUCGAUGAUGACGUGAAGGACCUGAUGAGCAUUCUUCCUGCUGGGCAUGGUUUAAAAGGGCUUACCCUUGAUGACAAUGCAUUCAGUUUGGAUGCAGUAAGGGCUCUCAGCCAUCAUCUCCGAGGUCUCCCUGAGAUAAGUCACUUGUCACUUCGUAGCAUUGGCCUUGAUCCAGAGCUCAUCAGACAAGUCGUCAGUGAAAACCUCCCUCGCCUGCAGCAAACAGAAGAGGGAGAAUUCAAAGCCUAUUAAUCUCCCACCAAAUCAUAAUUAUCACCCUGUUCCCUAUGACCCUGUUCCCUAUUUGGACACUUUU
Messenger RNA from Patiria miniata (bat star), 2950 nucleotides. RefSeq lists its product as uncharacterized. The transcript is spliced from 6 exons. The coding region runs from base 526 to 2886 and encodes 786 amino acids. Gene Ontology annotation, molecular function: protein binding. Gene Ontology annotation, biological process: signal transduction. The record is from RefSeq and is a predicted model, not a curated record. NCBI's taxonomy places the organism in Eukaryota, Metazoa, Echinodermata, Asteroidea, Valvatida, Asterinidae.